Neolamprologus brichardi is the source of this 804-nucleotide messenger RNA. Lineage: Eukaryota; Metazoa; Chordata; Actinopteri; Cichliformes; Cichlidae. The record is from RefSeq and is a predicted model, not a curated record.
UUAGGGUCAUGGAAGCAGUACCACAAGAACAACGGAGAAAGCGGAACUCCGUAAAAAGGCGUGUCGCUCUGACCGUGUCAGUGGAGUGUUAGGGUCAUGGAAGCAGUACCACAAGAACAACGGAGAAAGCGGAACUCCGUAAAAAGGCGUGUCGGGACGAUCGUUGCUGUUGCAGGGGGAGCAGUAGGUGCAGUGGCCUUGGCUCCUGUUGCUCUGGGAGCCGUAGGUUUCACCUCAGCUGGAAUAACUGCAGGCUCCUACGCUGCAAGCAUGAUGUCUGCUGCUGCGGUGGCUAAUGGAGGCGGAGUGGCAGCAGGAAGUAUGGUGGCUGUUUUACAGUCAGCAGGUGCAGCCGGGCUGUCGGGGGCUGCCACUGCGGCUGUGGGCAGUGUUGGAGCUGCUGCAGGAGCAGGACUGAAAUGGCUAGGAGGUCUCAUUUUCAAGGACGAAGAAGACGAUGAAGACGAUGAAGACAAAAAGAAGUGUAGGAAUGGAAACUCACCAUACCCGAGGCUCCCUGAACUGUCCUCACACUUUGCCUGAAAGCUGUGGAUUCUGAUGGUGUCAUUCUGAUCAUUCCUUUUGUGCCUCUGGGUGACUUUUUCUGUGCACGCUGGUAUAAUAUUAGUGAACUACAUACGACUGAAAAGCAUGACUGUUUUUAAGCAAGUGUGGAUUUUUUUCUCCUACAUUUUCUAAAAUUUGCAUCUCAAUCAAUGAUCUAAUUGCAGGAAAUCCUAAUUCUAAAAUUCUGAAUGGUGUUGUUGCCAUUGUCCUCACUAAGAUAAAGCUAAACUUUGGUAA